Molecule: messenger RNA, 3177 nt
Organism: Closterium sp. Yama58-4
Lineage: Eukaryota; Viridiplantae; Streptophyta; Zygnematophyceae; Desmidiales; Closteriaceae
Source: the annotation of a GenBank genome assembly
AUGACACACCGCAUGGCACACCGGAGCUUGUUUUCUGCCGCGUAUGGCGAUGGCACAGUGCCGAAAAGCACCAACAAGGGCAGCACCAGCAAGGGCAGCCCCAGCGAGGCCUCUACCACGCAGGUAGCAACGGAGGUGGCGGUGGGAGGGCUGCGGCUGACCUUCAGCAAGCAGCGCUGCGUGAGCGUGCCCAAGAAGGCGGCGAGGCAGGGGAACGUGAAGGUUUGGUGGCAGGGCCGUGCCGGCUCGAGCAACGGGGGCUCGGGCUACGGGGGGUACGGUGGGUAUUCGAGCUACGGUGGUCCGGGCAGCAAGGCGCGGGGUGUUGCGGGUGUUACGUGCGCGCAGAUCAAGUUCUUUGGGGAGGGUGGCUGCCAGGGCGAGGAGGUGGAUAGCAUGGUCAACCCGCGCACUGCUACUGCAGCCAAGUCCCCACGCUCAAAGAAGAGGCUCUCAGCGCGGGCAGCAGUGGCCUCUGUUCUCUGCAUUGUUCCGGAGCAGCCCAAGGAGGAGCCGCAGACACAGCCGAAGGAAGAUACGCCGCAGCAGACACAGCCUAAGGAGGAGCCACAAGAGCAACAGCCGAAGGAGGAACAUUUCCCCCUCGCUGAUACUAUCAACGCCACAGGGUGCAUAUUCCUCGGCGUUUUCCUAAACGCCACAACAAACGACCGCAACAUUCGUUAUUGCACCGGCAUAACUCUAGCUGACAAUGCCACGCCUGGAGGCCUCGUGGUCGUCCGGAUUGGUGAAGAAAGUCAAGCCAUCUUCAUCCACUUAGUCAACCGCACUCUCUUGGAGCCUGGGCGCGCCAGCUACGAAGACUCUGACACUCUGGGCUUUAACUGGGUGCUGGAAAUGCUUCUGGCUAAUCCUGCCUCUUACUUUGCUCGUCUUUACGUCAGGCUCAACUCUCCUGUGAAGGAGCUAACAUAUCCUGUGACGAGUGGCACUUUCGGCAAUGUCACCCUUGGAGGUCCCAAGAAUAAUGACUACGAUAAGUCUUCCGUUACGCCAAACUUUACGUGUGAUGGCGUGGCUGAUCUUAGUUGCAAGCCUGUUAGAAGCCCGGUGGUUGUCAGCUGCAUGGGGGAAGCGGCGGACGUAGAGGCGGGACGCACGGCGGGUGAAGCGCGCGAGAGCACGGAAUGCUUCACCGUGGUUGACCUUGAGAACGGUGCUUGUAACGGCGGCGGAUCUGAUGGAAACCAUUCCAACGUCGGUACUGACGGCGAACGUGUGGUUGUGGAGGAUUCCUUCAAGGAUUUCGCCGCUGCUGGAAAGAGCGCGUUUGCGAAACACGGGCUCGAUCACUCCGCGUACGACCUAACUGUCGUAGACUUGACUUACAAGGUGUGGCUAUCGUCCCUUUCUCCUGUCACCAUACUCGAGUUCUUGCUUCCCCCUGUCUUCGCCUUCCGAGUUGUCAAGAAGACGGGUAACAACGGCAGCACGAAGCAGAUGAUUCUCCUAAACAAGGUCAACGCCAAGGCACGCCAUGGCCAGAUGAUGGCGGUAGUCGGCCCGUCAGGCGCAGGAAAGUCUACGUUUCUCGACGCGAUUGCUGGACGAAUCAGCCAAUCCUCGUUGGACGGCGAGAUCCUGGUUAACGGCAAGCCGGUUGAGUCGUCGUUCAAGCGAGUGUCGGGUUAUGUUAUGCAGGACGACCAGCUUUUCCCCAUGCUGUCGGUUCGCGAAACGCUCAUGUUUUCCGCGCGCCUGCGACUUCCUGCGACGAUGUCGCUCGCGGAUAAAAAGGAGCGCGUGUCGGAUCUGAUCGACGAAUUGGGGCUGACGACUUGCGCGAACACGAUUAUUGGGAAUGCCGAAGUUCGCGGAGUUUCGGGAGGCGAGCGGCGACGAGUUUCCAUUGGUGUGGACUUGAUUCACGACCCUGCUGUACUCUUUUUGGACGAACCCACUUCUGGUUUGGAUUCUACAGCUGCACUGAAUGUUAUGCAAAGCUUGCACGACAUUGCAACACACCGGCGCCGCACAAUUAUCCUCACGAUCCACCAGCCGUCCUUCCGAAUUCUGGACCUUAUUCACAACUUCCUGGUGCUGGCGAAAGGGUCUGCAGUGUACCAUGGGUCUUAUCCGGGAAUGCUGAAAUUCUUCGAGGACUUCGGCACAGUGGUGCCUGAACAUGUGAACGCCCUCGAGUAUGCACUUGACAUGAUUGAAGAGGAGCAGCAGAAGGAGAGGGGGCUGGACGAGCUGAUUCGAUUCAGUAAGGAGCGCUACGAGCACGAGCGGUCCCUCGCCACUCACAGCGCCCUCGGUCCGCACCACCACGCCUCCCCGCCUCCGCGCACUUUCGCCACGCCCUUCCUCCACGAAACCCUAACGCUCGCCGAUCGCAACUUCAAAAACAUCUUCCGAACGCCGGAGCUCUUCUUAUCGCGUAUCGGGCUCAUGGUGAUAACGGGACUUAUUCUCGGGUCGCUGUUUCUCAAAUCGGGGUACGACGCGGAAGGCAUCACGAACCGCGCGUCGUUCUUCGCGUUCGCGCUCGCGCUCCUCCUGUUUACCUCCACUGAGGGCCUUCCGAUCUUUUUAGAUGAACGGCAGAUCUACAUCCGCGAGACGUCGCGCGGCGCGUACCGCACCGGAUCGUACGUGCUCGCGGGCGCGCUGGUCUUCCUGCCGUUCCUCUUCCUCCUCUCGCUGCUCUUCUCGUGCGUCGCAUAUUUCAUGGUCGGCCUCGCAGCGACGGCGACGGCGUUUUUCCGGUUCGUCGCGACGGUGUUUCUGACGCUCGCGGUUGGGAACUCGUUUGUCGUGUUCUUCGCGGCGUUCGUGCCCAACUACAUCACCGGGAAUACCGUGGUGACGGCGAUCACGGCCUUCUUCUUCCUCUUUAGUGGCUUCUUCAUUUCCAAGGCUAACAUUCCACCGUACUGGAUCUGGAUGAACUACCUCUCCACCUUCAAGUACCCCUUGGAAAUGCUCACAAUCAACGAGUACGGCUCUCUCCCGUCCGUCUGCUGGGAAUACCUCGUUAAGAGCGACUCCACCUCGCCCUGUAUAGUCACCUCCGAUACCGUUAUUGCGCGAUUCGAUAUGGCGGACAGCAAGUUCUGGGAGUCUGCAGUGGUGAUGGUGUCGUUCUUUAUCGGGUACAGAAUCCUGUUCUAUUUCGCGCUGAGGUACCAGACUGCGCUCGUCCGCAAGUGA